UCGUCGUUUCGAGUUGGGAGGGACCACGAAAUUUGUUCGCGUUCGUCGUUCGAGCGAAACGAAGAAGUUCGGUUUCCUAUUUUUGUGUCUUGGACUUGCUUGGCGAAGUGGCGACGGAAGAAUACCGAGCUGCGUGUAGGGAUGGUGUUCGCAUUAGCGAGAAGCGCUCUGGAGACGGUGCAACACGCAGCAUCGACUCUGACGGAUAAUGCGCUCACUCGCACCGUGGCCUCGGCACCAGCAUCUGUCCUGACAGCAACGAGAGACUACGUCGUCACUCCCGUUGCCGAAACUGUUGUCAAUCUCCCGUCGACGGCUGUGGCAGCGCCGAAAAUCGUGUUCGGCGUAGUGAAGAACACAACUACAGUGAUCAGCGCGGGAGUGCAAGGUACCGCGAGUGCGUUGAACCCGUUCGGGUUCGUCCACAAGCUCACCAGAGGCGCCGCCAUAGGCAUCGGGGUGGCCGUCGGUCUGAUUGUUUUCAUCGUCCUGCUCUGCUGCUUGGUUGCUCUGUGGAGAUGCCUCAGGGAAAACCGAAAAAGGGAAUCGGAAAGCUUGCUGUACCAAACUCUGCCGUUCAGAAAAGGUGGCCGCGUACCGUACUACACUAUGUACGAAGCUCCGGUUCCAGGGAAGUAGCAGGCGCACAGGAAACUGCAACUGUACACGCCGAACAGGUCAAUGCCUGAGGGAAAGAACCAUGUCUGCGGGCAGCCUCGACGGCUUCUUAUAGGGACAUUAAAGAAAACACAAAGGGAACUCUAGACUGAUAGGUCACACUACCAGUGUACCUAGAAUUAGAUCAAUGUUGCGUGCAGCUGAAGCUCAACAACCGAAAAGCGGGGGGACUGGUGGCGACCCCAUCGUGAAAUUCUCCCACUAACUUCCGGAGGCGUCGCUGGCUCUGGCAACGUCUGGACGAGGUUGGUUACUUGUUUUUAAAGAGAUGAAUAAAUAAGGAGACGUUGGCACCAA
Dermacentor albipictus is the source of this 975-nucleotide messenger RNA. RefSeq lists its product as uncharacterized. The record is from RefSeq and is a predicted model, not a curated record. Lineage: Eukaryota; Metazoa; Arthropoda; Arachnida; Ixodida; Ixodidae.